Molecule: messenger RNA, 937 nt
Organism: Atta colombica
Lineage: Eukaryota; Metazoa; Arthropoda; Insecta; Hymenoptera; Formicidae
Product: putative carbonic anhydrase 3
Exons: 6
Coding region: 40-924 (294 amino acids)
Cellular component (GO): cytoplasm
Molecular function (GO): zinc ion binding; carbonate dehydratase activity
Source: RefSeq, a predicted model, not a curated record
UCGUGUGUCACCCAUUACGAUCCCAGGUGGUUCCCUGCAAUGCGUCUCUUUUGCUUAAUCGCUCUUCUAGGUUUGCAAGCAUCGAAAGCAUCUGAGUGGGGAUAUUCGGGCAAAUAUGGACCAGAAAAUUGGCCGGGAAUAUGUAUGACAGGAAAGAAGCAAUCGCCAAUUGACAUUGUGACGGAAGAUGCUAUAAGAGUUGAUCUCGGUGCUCUUAAAUUCCACCGAUAUGACUUCGCUUUUCCUAGUACGAUGAUUAACACUGGACAUUCCGUGCAAAUACUACUUCAUGGUGUACCACUUCAUCUCAGUGGCGGAAGUUUAUCAUCAGUGUUUGUUUUGGAGCAAAUGCACUUUCAUUGGAGUGCAGAGCAUACUGUGGAUGGUUUACGUGAUCCACUAGAGUUGCAUCUAGUGCAUUAUGAUAUAAAGUAUACAAAUUUUAGCGUAGCCUUGCAACAUAAAUACGGGAUUGCUGUGGUUGCCGUUCUAUUUGAGUUGAGCAGUGAUGAUAAUCCAGAUCUGUCGCCCAUUGUAGAUGCAACAAAGUUGGUAUCAAAUUGGGUGGGACAUAAUAUGAUACACGUAAGGAAUAAGCUGAUACCUUUAUUGUUCCUACCAAAAGAUCAUACUACAUAUUACAAUUACGAAGGAUCUUUAACUACACCCGCAUGCCAGGAAGAUGUAUUAUGGUUUGUUAUGACUGAGAAGCUUAAAGUGUCGGAAACGCAGAUGGACGUAUUUAGACAAAUGGAUGGCAGUAAUGGUACACUGAAGUUCAAUUACAGAUCAAUUCAAAAGCUCGGCGACAGAAGAGUGUACCAUCGUCUAGAGGGAUAUAUUAAUACGUCGUCGAAUAUUACUUGGAGUGUCUCUACAAUUCUUAUCAUUCUUCUAGUCAGAUUUUUAGACAAGAACUUUUAGUAUAAAAUAAAAA